AUUAACAAAGACUUUUUUUCUACUUCUAAUAAUAUUUGUAUGCUUAUAAAAAUAUUCAAAUUUUCAAUUCUAGAUUAGCCAGUGAAAGAUAAACAGAUCUCAAUAAUUAAACAAGAAUCUGAUCUAAUAACAUCCGAGUCAUCAGCGAGCUUGACUCCAAAAUCAGUCUCCGAUUUUGAAAAUGAAUUAACACCGCAUAUUGCUCCUAAAAUUAACGUGAUGACACCAGAAUUAGUUGCUGCAUUAGAUCGAUCGAAUGUUUCUUGUAGAAAUGCCAUGUACAUUAUUUCUGCGACUCUGAAAAGCGUUGGAGUUGAUUUAAAUAGUGUAAACAUCAGUUACAAAACAAUUCAACGUAGCCGAAUAGCUUUGCGAAAAGAAAUUGCGAAGGGGUUAAAAGAUGAGUUAAAGUUUGAAGAUAAUUAUAUUGUGCACUAGGACGGGAAACUGUUGACAUCACGGGAACCGAUACUGUAAAUAGACUUCCAAUCGUUCUAACAUCAUGUAGUGGUGAACAAUUGUUGGGUGUGCCGAAGUUAAAAUCAGGAAGUGCCAAUGAUCAAGCAGUUGCUAUUCUUGAAACUCUUAAGCAGUGGGGUCUUAGUUCAUAUGUCAAAGGGAUGUGUUUUGAUACAGCAGCUGUUAAUACAGGAAUUCAUCAUGGGACUUGUGCUGAAAUAGAAAAAGCUUUCAGUCGAGAGUUGAUCCAUUUACCUUGUCGCUACCACAUCUUUGAACUCGUUUUGAAAGGUGUGUUUGAGGUAUAUUGGCCAACCUCAUCAGGCCCAAACGUUCAAUUCUUCUCUAGAUUUAAAAAUAAAUGGAAUGGCCUUAAUAAAUACAAUUUCAAGGCUGGAUGGAUGAUAGUACCGUUAAUGAAAUAUUUUCAAAUAGCAAACAAGCGUUAAUUAAUUUGAUUGAAGAAAAUUUACAGGUCCGUCAACCGAGAGAUGAUUAUAAAGAGUUGUUAGAGCUAUCACUGAUUUUUUUGGGUGAAAAGCCAAAAGAUAACUUUACGUUUAAAAAUCCAGGUCCAAUUCAUCAUGCUCGUUGGAUGUCAAAAGCCAUUUAUUCGUUAAAAAUUUUUCUUUUUAGAGAAGAAUUUAAUUUAACUAAGCAAGAAAUUAACGGUUUACGUCAAGUGUGUAUUUUUUUAGUAAAAAUAUAUUUAAAAGCUUGGUUUACUGCUCCAUGUACAAUUUUGGCACCACACAAUGAUCUGAUCUUCAUGCAAGACUUGAUUGAGUAUAAAACUGUAGACAGUGACGUAUCAAAAGCAGCUUGUUCAAAAAUGAUCAAUCACCUGUGGUAUUUGAGUGAACAGCUGGCAAUUAUUUCUCUGUUUGACGAUAAUGUGCCUCUACUCGUAAAGCAGAAGUGAUUUUAUCUUUGGAAAAAAAUCAAAUAAGCACUGAUCCAAAAAGAAGCGAUUUGAAAUUGAGCAAUAAAAUUUAGAUACGUUGUUAUCAGCAAACCUGAGUGAAUUUAUUUCAAAAAAAUCAUUGACUAUAUUUCAAAUUUUCGACUUACUUACUGAUUUCAUAGACAAAAAUGUUGAAUUUUGGACACAGGGUGAGCUAUCAAGAGAAUCUGACAUUUUUUAAACGGCUCAUCGUAGUUAAUGAUGUAGCGAAAAGAGGAGUUGCAUUAAUAGAAGAGUAUAACAAAUGUCUGACCAAAAAUAAAGAACAGUUGCAAUAUUUAUUGCAAGUAGUUAAAAUCACAGGCAAAAA
This is a messenger RNA of Cotesia glomerata, 1733 nucleotides long. RefSeq lists its product as uncharacterized. The transcript is spliced from 3 exons. Bases 857 to 1381 code for a protein of 174 amino acids. Lineage: Eukaryota; Metazoa; Arthropoda; Insecta; Hymenoptera; Braconidae. The record is from RefSeq and is a predicted model, not a curated record.